UGUUUAAAUUAUGGUUAUCGGAUGUAUCUCCUUUUUAUCUUUAUCCUACUUACUGCUCGUCCUGAGUUUCUCAAGCCAUUCCUCACCGGGAAACCAGAAACCACCAGUCCUUCCUCCCACACUAUCGAGUAGCAAUCUCCUCCAAAAGGAAGGGCUAACACGCCGUUUCGUUGAGGACAGUCAUCGACGACUUGAAACAUUCCAUGUCAGGCUACAUGCAAAUGGGUUUUGACCUUCAGCCUAGCACUGCUGGCAGUACCUAUCCUCUCAAGCCAACGAUACCCCUAUUGCCCCG
Molecule: messenger RNA, 295 nt
Organism: Neurospora tetrasperma FGSC 2508
Lineage: Eukaryota; Fungi; Ascomycota; Sordariomycetes; Sordariales; Sordariaceae
Exons: 1
Coding region: 11-232 (73 amino acids)
Source: RefSeq, a predicted model, not a curated record